Babesia ovata is the source of this 660-nucleotide messenger RNA. RefSeq names its product arabinogalactan. Gene Ontology annotation, biological process: positive regulation of DNA-templated transcription. Gene Ontology annotation, molecular function: chromatin DNA binding; transcription coactivator activity. The transcript is spliced from 2 exons. Lineage: Eukaryota; Apicomplexa; Aconoidasida; Piroplasmida; Babesiidae. Bases 1 to 660 code for a protein of 219 amino acids. Gene Ontology annotation, cellular component: nucleus. The record is from RefSeq and is a predicted model, not a curated record.
AUGGACAAGAAGUUCAACAAGGCCUUCUCAAGCGUAUCACUGCCGUACUCUCACGUUGACGAGCCCCGGUUCCGGCAACCUAUCUUCGGCACCAACUACCUCGAAGGCAGCAUCCGACCGGACACCACGGCGCCGUUUCCCUUGAUAAAGGCGGGAAAAUUCUACCUCUACUUUGAUGGCGGCUGCGGGAACUUUUUGCAGGGGUUCUUCAUGUACUACGCCCGGGUGCGCAAUAACCCCGGGUACAUGGUGAAUGCGCACCCAAUGAUGGAUGCCCCUGAGGCGCGGAGCGCCUUCGUAGACCCGAACGACCCAACACACGUCUACCUGAGUCAGCCAGAAGAGAUUCCAGCUGCAACUCCUCCUUCCGUCCCGUAUGCGGCUCCAAGUGGACCUACACCUUCAGCUCCUCCUCUAGCUCCUGUUGCCGCCGCGGCCGCAGCUGCAACCUCCCGAGCUGAAAAUGCUGCUACUGCUACUCAAGCGGAUAACUCUACUCCGGCUGAAACCCCCGCUCAAGGCGAAAACUCCGCCCAGGGCGAGACUCCCGCGGAAGGCGCAGCACCUGACCCAGCCGCGGAAAAUAGGAGACUUCGUCGGGAACGAGGAGCGAACAUCAUAUCCGAAAUAUUCGCUACGGGCAUCCCGAUACUGUUUUAA